UGCGGCUACAGAAUAACCAAGGCAAUGAUAUAAACGCCAUGCAGACGUUCAAUUCCCUCAUUUUGUCUCGCUAUAGGCGAUGGAACGACACAUACCCUUCCCGAUCAAGAACGUCUGCCAUCACGGGAGCAUAUUCGCCUUCCUAGGAAGUGGUACAUGCCUACAACGAACGUUCAUCAUCUCAUUGCUGCUAUACCCAAGUUUGGAGAGCGCUACAUUGGAUGACAUGACACGGUUUUCCAACCAUUGCAUCUUGGCCCCAACAAAUAGAGACACCGAUGCAAUCAACAGCAUUUGUACCAACCGUUUCCCGGGACAAGAGAAGGUAUAUUUAUGCGCAGAUGUGGCUCUCAACCAAGAAAACACAAUACCCCCAGAGCUUUUGGCCGCUCUAUCAUUCCCAGUAUGCUAUAUCACACGCUAUGCAUACUGAAUAGCCGUCUCAUUUGAUCUUUAACAUAGAACUGCCAGGAUACAAGCUGACGUUAGAAGUGAACAUGCCUGUCAUGCUGAUGCGCAACCUGGAUACCAAAGUUGGACUUUGUAACG
Radiomyces spectabilis is the source of this 549-nucleotide messenger RNA. RefSeq lists its product as uncharacterized. Lineage: Eukaryota; Fungi; Mucoromycota; Mucoromycetes; Mucorales; Radiomycetaceae. The coding region runs from base 80 to 433 and encodes 117 amino acids. The record is from RefSeq and is a predicted model, not a curated record. The transcript has a single exon.